UGUGCUCGCAGCGCUCGAAAAACAAAACAAUUUCUUAAAAACUUAGUUAAAUACAGAAUUGUCGUGCAUUAAUUGCUGAAAACGAGAAGGAAGUAUGGCGGAUCAUACGUUUCAUCGUCCUGGGCCGCUUAAGCAAACAAACAAGGCGCACAAAACGGGAAAACAUCGCUCAAAAGGGGCCAUUGAAAAUGCGCUUAAAGGCAAGGUUAGCCUUAAAGUCGUCUCGCGCAAGCACAAGCAGCAGCAGCGCAAGGAUCAACGACGCAAUCAAAUGAAUCAGCUGCGCAAGAAUAAGCGUGAAGAGGUUUGGCUAGAAAAACGAAAACUUGGUGGACAAAAUACGGCGCCAUUUCUAGUUUGCUUGCUGCCCCUGCAUGAGCAAAUUGAUCCAAGAUCCGCCUUGGCCAUUCUAGAGAGUUGUGACAGCGAACUGCUGGUGGAAAACUCUCCCAAUGGCACUGUGUAUAUAAACCUGCCACGGUUUAAGCAACGUUUUGCCUUUGUCAUACCACCUGUGGGUCGCGGCAAUGAACUGGUUGUGUUGGACUACCUCAAAGUGUGUGAUACGACUAUGCUCUUAACUUCUGCAGCCUUUGGAGAAGAUGAGAUAUUUGAUCGAUGGGGUCAGCGAAUUUUUAAUAUGAUAUCUGCACAAGGCAUACCAACACCACUUGUCGCACUGAUGGAUCUGGAAUCCAUAAAUCCAAAGAAACGAGCAGCAGCCAAGCAGGCAGCCCAAAAGAUUCUUUCCAAGGUGUUGCCUGAGGAGAAAGUCAUGCAGUUGGACACAGCAAGCGAGGGCUUAAAUGUCUUGCGUCGCAUUGGUGGUCAAAAGAAACGAAUUAUCCACAAUAAGGAUAAUCGUCCGCAUCUCUUAAGCGAUAUUGUGGAUUAUGUUCCAAAUGCCGAUCCCAACAACGAACUGGGAACACUGAAAGUGACCGGGUUCGUCCGUGGACAGCCGCUUGAUAUCAACGGUCUAGUUCACAUACCGGGUCUUGGAGAUUUUCAAUUAGGACAGAUAGACGCGGUGCCCGAUCCCUACAUGUUGGACAAGAGAAAUUGUGGGGAAGUACGCGUCAUGAAUCGCAGUGAUCCUGAGAAACAAACUUCAUUGCAGAGCGAGCACAUACCAGAUCCCAUGGAUGCGGAGCAAACAUGGCCAACUGAGGAAGAAAUCGAGGCUUCACAAAAUGAGACAAAGAAAAUGAAACUGAUAAAACGUGUGCCCAAAGGCUAUAGUGAAUAUCAGGCCGCUUGGAUACCUGAAGUUGAGGAAGUGGAAGAAGACGAGGAUGAUGACGACGAUGACGAUGACAUGGGUGAUGAUCCAGCUAAUAAUGAUGAUGAUGACUUCAUGUCGUGUGACAAUAAGUCCUUCGAAGAUGAAUGUGAAAAACGCGAUUCAGAUACUGAGGAAUAUCUGGACAGUGUUUCUGUUGCAUCGGACGCGGCUAUUAAUGAUGACAAGUAUGAUCAGCAGAUGGACUUCCAGGAGGAACGUGAGACUCUGCAGAAACUUAAAGAGGCACGCACGGAUCAGCUCUGGCCUGAUGAGAUAGACACACCACUGGAUGUGCCCGCACAUGAACGUUUCCAGAAAUAUCGCGGCCUAGAGUCGUUUCGCACUUCACCUUGGGAUGCCAAAGAGAAUUUGCCCAGCGACUAUGCGCGCAUCUAUCAGUUUCCGAAUUUCGAUCGCACCAAGCGACGCAUACUGGCUGAGGCCAAGGAAUUUGACGGUGUGGUGCCUGGCUCUUAUAUCUCAUUAUAUGUGAUAAACGUGCCCAAGUCCAGUUGGACUGCAUUUAAGUCCGCACAUCUGGCCGAUAAUGUUAUUGUGUAUGGAAUGCUGCCGCACGAGCAUAAAAUGUGCGUUAUGAACGUGAUACUGCAACGCACACCCGAUUCGGAAGUGCCGCUAAAGUCCAAGGAGCAGCUCAUUGUUCAGUGCGGCUAUCGUCGUUUUGUCGUCAAUCCCAUCUACAGUCAGCACACCAAUGGUGAUAAACAUAAGUUCGAACGUUAUUUCCGGCCUUAUGAGACUGUCUGCGCCACAUUUUAUGCGCCCAUACAAUUCCCUCCUGCUGCAGUGCUCGCUUUUAAGGUGAAUCCGGAUUCGACAUUGGCGCUUGUGGCGCGCGGACGUUUGCUCUCAUGCAAUCCGGACCGCAUUGUUUUGAAACGAGUAGUCCUCAGUGGACACCCAAUGCGUAUAAAUCGCAGGUCGGCCACCAUACGCUACAUGUUCUUUUACAAGGACGAUGUGGAAUACUUUAAGCCUGUCAAACUACGCACCAAAUGCGGGCGUCUAGGCCACAUCAAGGAGUCCUUAGGCACGCAUGGUCAUAUGAAGUGCUACUUUGAUGGACAGUUGCGCUCCUACGACACGGUUUUUAUGUACCUAUACAAACGCGUCUUUCCUAAGUGGACAUAUGAGGAAUGUCUGGUGCGUACAGCCGAGCAUGAGCGACAACAGAAGAUGGGCAAACGACAGGAGGAAGCUAUGGCAGAGUAGAUAAUUGAAAAAGUCUCAGCAUACAUUAUAACUUUGUCGUUAUAUAUAUAUAUAUAUAAUAAAACUCUAUUAAGAGUUACACAUAUUCACAAUUGGCUUAACUAAAUUGGAAA
Molecule: messenger RNA, 2631 nt
Organism: Scaptodrosophila lebanonensis
Lineage: Eukaryota; Metazoa; Arthropoda; Insecta; Diptera; Drosophilidae
Gene: Tsr1
Product: pre-rRNA-processing protein TSR1 homolog
Exons: 5
Coding region: 95-2518 (807 amino acids)
Biological process (GO): endonucleolytic cleavage of tricistronic rRNA transcript (SSU-rRNA, 5.8S rRNA, LSU-rRNA); ribosome biogenesis; maturation of SSU-rRNA from tricistronic rRNA transcript (SSU-rRNA, 5.8S rRNA, LSU-rRNA)
Cellular component (GO): preribosome, small subunit precursor; nucleus
Molecular function (GO): U3 snoRNA binding; GTPase activity; GTP binding
Source: RefSeq, a predicted model, not a curated record